GCCAUUUCCCACCCUACUUGAGCUAGGCGGCAGGACGGACGCGGACGGGCGGGGGAGGAGAACACACGACCGCGACGGAAUCGCGAGGGGUAGGCGAGGCGAGGCGAGGCGGCGACCGAGGGAGGAGCAGUCGAGCAGAGCGUAGGGGGCGCGAGGGAUGGACGCGAACGGGUGCGGGGAGAAUGACGACGCGCGGGCGCCGCUCCUGGCCGGGCCUGGGCGGCGGCGCAACUCCGUCGCGUCCAUGCGCGGGGAGUUCGUGUCGCGGUUGCCCAAGAAGGUGCUCGACGCCGUCGACCCCGAGCGCCCGUCGCACGUCGACUUCUCCCGCUCCAAGGGCCUCCUCGAAGGGGAGAGAGAGUACUAUGAGAAACAAUUUGCCACAUUGAGGUCCUUUGAGGAAGUUGACUCACUAGAAGAAUCCAAUGAAAUCAACGAGGAUGAGGAGCUUGCGGAGCAAAUCCAGAGUGAAUUUGCUAUGAAGAUAUCAAAUUAUGCAAACAUUGUUCUCUUAGCGUUGAAGGUAUACGCUACAAUAAAAAGUGGAUCAAUUGCUAUAGCUGCCUCAACACUGGAUUCACUGCUUGAUCUCAUGGCUGGUGGUAUCCUUUGGUUCACACAUCUGUCAAUGAAGAGCAUCAAUGUCUACAAGUACCCCAUUGGCAAACUGAGGGUACAGCCUGUAGGCAUUAUCAUCUUCGCUGCUGUCAUGGCCACUUUAGGCUUCCAAGUAUUUAUUCAGGCUGUUGAAAAGCUGGUAGUGAAUGAGGCUCCAGAUAAACUGAACCAAGUGCAAUUAUUGUGGCUAUAUUCAAUCAUGAUCUUUGCAACAAUAGUGAAAUUAGGUCUGUGGCUCUACUGCCGAACGUCUGGUAACAAGAUUGUCCGUGCUUAUGCUAAGGAUCACUAUUUCGAUGUUGUCACAAAUGUUGUGGGUUUGGCUGCUGCUGUCCUUGGUGAUAGAUUCUACUGGUGGAUUGACCCAAUUGGUGCAAUUGUUCUUGCAGUGUACACGAUUUCAAACUGGUCUGGAACAGUGUGGGAAAAUGCAGUAUCGCUGGUAGGUGAAUCAGCUCCUCCAGAAAUGCUUCAGAAGUUGACAUAUCUGGCUAUCAGACACCAUCCUCAGAUUAAGCGUGUUGACACCGUUCGAGCAUACACCUUUGGGGUGCUUUACUUUGUUGAGGUUGACAUUGAGCUUCCAGAGGACUUGCCACUUAAGGAGGCACACGCCAUUGGAGAAUCUCUCCAAAUCAAGAUUGAGGAGCUACCUGAAGUUGAGCGAGCAUUCGUUCACCUAGAUUUCGAAUGUGACCAUAAGCCGGAGCAUUCAAUUCUCAACAAGCUUCCCAGCAGCCAGCCUUGAUCCGAACGAAUCCUGUGUGGUAGAUUGUCGUGCAGAAUCUGCUGCAGUUCUUGCAUUGGCGUCUUGUGCUGUAUGACAAAACUAAGAGUUCAAUUAGUUUUGUGGCGGUGAGUUUAAGAUCAGGCGCAUCUAAGACUACGAGAGAUGAAGGUGCCGAAUGCAGAGAUUUCUCGAGUGUGGAACCCUUUGUGGUUCUGUUGGUAUGGUCUUCGUUUUGAGCGAAAUUAAGCAUUUUGCUGUUGGC
Molecule: messenger RNA, 1610 nt
Organism: Zea mays
Lineage: Eukaryota; Viridiplantae; Streptophyta; Magnoliopsida; Poales; Poaceae
Exons: 7
Coding region: 158-1366 (402 amino acids)
Biological process (GO): transmembrane transport; monoatomic cation transport
Cellular component (GO): membrane
Molecular function (GO): manganese ion transmembrane transporter activity
Source: RefSeq, marked provisional